Molecule: messenger RNA, 1197 nt
Organism: Talaromyces amestolkiae
Lineage: Eukaryota; Fungi; Ascomycota; Eurotiomycetes; Eurotiales; Trichocomaceae
Exons: 3
Coding region: 1-1197 (398 amino acids)
Source: RefSeq, a predicted model, not a curated record
AUGAAAGACAAGAAUAGGAAACGCGAUGUGGCUCSGCCGUCUGUGCUAAAGUCCUGGUUCAACCGGGAGAAUGAUUUGGCAGUGUCACGGGCUCGGUUGUGUCCUCAAUUGAGUGUUUCGCCGUUGCUGGUUGGUUUUGACGAUCGCAUCGAUUCGGACAUGCUGCAAGAUGCGUUUACGUUUGUCCAUAUCAUGCAACAGGCGAUGUAUCCCAUUGAAAACUGCAUAGAUACUCGCGAAGAUGACCGCCAUUGGUAUGAAGAUCUAGUCCAUGAUCCCGAGUAUGCCCAGACUAUCUGCAUUAGUGCUCGGGCGUAUUUUGAUACCAUCACGAGUCAGACAUUGGAGUCGACUGCUAUCACACAGAUGAAUAGAGGUAUCGCCAUGCUUCGGCGGAAGCUAGUGGACGUCGACAUACUGGUCACUGACUCCAUGAUAUUUCUUGUCCUGGCACUCGCUAUGAUCUCAGAAGUGUUUAAUGAAUUUGAAGCCGCUGAAAAGCAUCUCUACGGUUUAUAUCAACUAAUCGAUCUCCAUGGAGGAUCCAAGCCGCUUUUCUUUUCUUACAAUGAUUGUUUAUGGGAGCCAUACCUCGCCAAGUCCAAGAGACUUGCUAUGACCCCACAGCUGGAUGCUUUGUUCCAAACGAUUGACGAGCGCUUGAUGAAUGUAUGGCUUGAUCUCCGUGAACUUGCCACGGCUGUGGACCUUGCACACGAGACUGGACGACAAUUGUCACCGGUUCUUUUCCAAGAGACGUUGUUAUCGGUACUGUAUCGUCUAGAACGACUCUCAUUUGAUAUUCAUGACCGGAAUGAGCUUUUGAGAAAGACAUUGCUCAUCUUUGCAACUACUACAUUUCUAUAUCCCGACUUGGUCUCGGUGAUCCAUCGCGAUUUAAUAAGAGAUUUCGGACAGAAUAUCGACCUUUUGAAUCUCUGCAACGAUCAACAGUCGCUAGAAUUGAGUCUUUGGGUGAUAUAUGUUGUUGGGCCUGGCCAUAAUAUCUCACAUGACCUUGCCUGGCUACACCAGAAGGUGCUCCAAACAAGCCGCGCGCUGAACCUCCACAGUUGGUCUGAGAGUAGACAGCUCCUAAAAAGCUUCCUUUGGGUGGAUGCUGUCAGAAACAAAGCCGGAGAAAAACUUUUCGACGAAGCUCGGCAGUAUAAUUGCACUCAUGAGCAAGCCCCAUAG